Messenger RNA from Leptidea sinapis, 1156 nucleotides. Its product is annotated as endoribonuclease CG2145-like. The transcript is spliced from 6 exons. The record is from RefSeq and is a predicted model, not a curated record. Lineage: Eukaryota; Metazoa; Arthropoda; Insecta; Lepidoptera; Pieridae. The coding region runs from base 66 to 1115 and encodes 349 amino acids. Gene Ontology annotation, molecular function: RNA endonuclease activity.
GCUAGCCUCGAGUACAGAUCACUAUAGCGUCGCAUUCGGGCAACUCUAUACGCGAAGAAAACAAAAUGAAGUUACCUUUAAUUCUGCUCCUUUGUUACGGAGCAUGUUAUGCUGACGACAUAGCUUCAGCAGCGGGCCAGAUCUUCAACAGCAUUCUGCCGAAUUUAAUUAGCAACUCCGUGACUGGUCAGCAAGGAAAUUCUGCAACAAAUACCCUGCAACAGAUUGGCACGGUGGUCGGUGGUGUGGUUGACUAUGCAAAGAAGAAGAGUUAUGAAGAGAUGCUGAAACAGGUGCAAGACUCGACCAGCGAUGAAGACCUGCUCCGCAUCAGUGAAGAAAUGUUUAACGCGGAUGUUAAUAAUGCGUUCAAUUACAUUCAAGUCAAUUUACAAGGCAAAACUAGUCCUAUGUCUAAGAGCGAUGAAGCACAAACCAGUCUACUGACAGUGCCUGAGAAUGUAUGGAAUGGCCCCACGAUAAGACCGUUUGUAGCACUCUUCGAUAAUUAUCACAAGAACGUUAUUAGGCCGGAAUUCGUUACACCGAAUGAGGAAACAGAACAAGUAACAUUCAUCAAUACUAUCUUAGCUACUGGUCCAAUGAGAACAUUGAUGAAUUACCUGGUCAGCAAGGGUUUAAAUCAGAUGAAUGAAUAUAACGAGCAAGUUGAACUUCUGAAGAAGAUAUGGUUCACGAAAUACGCUCGCCACUGGACUGGUCUAUGUAAAUGUAGCUGUGCAUUCGAGAAUAUCUUCAUGGCUGAACUAAAAUCCGACCAAGUUUUAGGUCUACACAGCUGGCUCUUCUUUGCAAAACGUGAGCUGGAUCGCAAAGCAAACUACCUGGGUUACAUAGACAAGCUUGAUCUGUCCGGGAAAGGUCUGAUCUUGAAACAACAUUCAAUUUUGAGUGAAACCAAAGACGCCCCGGAGAUUACGAUGUUCGUUGGUACGUCCCCCGAGCUGGAGAUGGCAUUAUAUACUCUGUGCUUCAUGGCGCGACCCGACAGACCCUGCAAGUUGCGCUACAACAACGUACCCUUCACCAUACAAACCAAGACGUUGAAAGCUGAUAAUGUCAUCCUAAUAGACACGGCCUACCCUGUCUACUAAUUUUACUAUGUAUCAGAUCCCCAUAAGUGUCAACAUGUUCU